Molecule: messenger RNA, 569 nt
Organism: Linum trigynum
Lineage: Eukaryota; Viridiplantae; Streptophyta; Magnoliopsida; Malpighiales; Linaceae
Source: the annotation of a GenBank genome assembly
ACAAGUAAUUAAAAGUACAAAUGAUUCAUUUAUUUUCUCUCCCUCCAAUCGCCUCACUUCCAAUUUUCUUCUUCUCCCCUCUCUCGACCUUUUUUCGUCUUUAUAUUUACAAAAUUGUACGACGGCCCUCGAUAUCCCAUCUCUCCUACAAACCUACACUCAUCCAAAAUCCGAUGCGACUCUGCUUCCGUCCCGAGAAAGAUGACCGAUACGAGCGCAGGCGAUGGUCCGGGAGAGAUCAUGCUGUACAGCGUCAGAGUGGUGCUUGAUUCAAUAAGUCUCAACAAUCUCACUCAGUAUGAGCAGCCUCCUGCUCUUGCUGGGGCCAAUGACGACGACGACGGCGGCGUCGGGAUGGACAACGGGGAAGGGGAGAAGGAUACUCAUGAUAUUAAGGAAGACGUUGUCGCCGCCGGUUACGGCUCUGCUGAUGACGCGGUUCAUCACUCCUCUGCUCCGAGCGCAAGCGAGGUAUUAUUGCUUGCCUUGUCUUUCUUCCUCCUCAAGUUUCUCUCUGUUCUGACUGGAAUCGAGUGAGCUGAUUGAUUCGACGCUUUGAAGUUCGAAUU